CUGACUUCUGCCUGAUGUCACGAUACAGUAUUCCUUGGCACUACUUGAAUACAAAGGCGAUGUUGCUCUCUAAUGAAACACUGCGCGUCCGUUCAAGGCCAAGCUGAAAAUCUCCAGUGUCCUGUUCCAUCGGCAUUGUACUUCAUCUUCCACCAUCUGAAAUAACAAUGAUAGCCACGCUAGAGGAUCUACCGGGGGAGCUCAUUGAGAUGAUAGUAUGUUGCCUAGGAGAUCGAGCUUCUGUUUGUGCUCUACGGGCUACAAGUCGCGCUCUCUCAUCCAAGUCGUCUGGCGGCAGAUUUGUUACAUUCUUCCGCAAAAGGCAUCUGGUGUUGGAUGAAGAUGCUCUGCGAAGUGUUCUGCGAGUCCUGCUGAGCUACGGUCGUCGAGUUGAAGAGUUGACAAUUGCGUGUCCCGAAGCAUAUGCAGCCGAUGAUGUUGGGACCCAUCUUAUCGAGAAGCGCCAGAAAAUCACCGACCUACUCACACAGUGCUUCAAAGCUCUGGGUCACGCUUCGGGCGGUCAACGCUUGAAGGUCUUGAUUGUCGAUAUUGUACGGCCUCGCGCUAGCACUCGCCAAGUCUCAAAAAAUAGUCCCAAAUCCUAUGAGGUUGGUCAUUUGUAUUGGAUCAGAGCAGUCCUAGAAGCCAUCCAAUCAAGUCAGCUUUCUGCUCGUGCUUUCAGGUUCAUGGGAUGCAGCAUUCCGAUAAAUGUCUUCCAGCACGAAUUUAGACUUUGCGAUGAAGAUGCUAUUAUGCAAACUGUGCAAGAUCUGAAAUUAACGGUUUCGCACAGCCAUUAUAUGGAGCAAGAAGAUGCAGAGAUCAAUGCCUCCUUGAACAAGGCAUGCGUGGCAAGAAUCUCUAAAUUCUUGAAAGGAGCACCCAAUUUGGAAAGCAUUGAUCUGCAUUGGUACAACAAUCACGACCGUCACUUGAGGCAAAUAUGGCCGGAAUAUCACGAAUCGGAGCGACUCGAGUUCGGAGACUGCCUCAACUCCUUUGCUCCGCCAUUACUCCGGAAAUGCAGCCUUCGUGGACUACACAUUUCCGCAACCAGGCUUUGCACGUUUCUUAGCUCAACAUCAGCUCGAGAAAUAACACUCCAGAAGGUGUUUAUCCACGAAAGAUCAUGGGAAGAAGUUUUCAACAUCUUAACCCGCUCUGAAGAUCCCUUCCAGGAACUUGUUCUUAUUGACCUCUUCGAUGCCAGAACCCCAAGCUUCGGAAUGAUACUUUUCCGUGUCCCUGGGAAACCCAAGUUCCGGAUGCUGUAUCCACCUGCAGGUCCCAGUGAGCUACAUCGACGCGGUGACGAGGUUCCCCAGCCAUUGGGGUGGACACACGGCAGUCGUCCAGUGAGCUGUGCUGGACCCGAGCGCUUCCUCAUCGAAGGCUGGCGUGCGCUCCAAAUGGCACAAUUCGGACCGACCAGGCGGUGAAAAGGAAAGUCCUGUCUCAAUCGUGAUGAAUCUUCCCCAAACUCUGCCGGCCAAUCCCUGAAUGUGCAAACCACA
This is a messenger RNA of Dissoconium aciculare CBS 342.82, 1517 nucleotides long. RefSeq lists its product as uncharacterized. The transcript has a single exon. The coding region runs from base 168 to 1442 and encodes 424 amino acids. NCBI's taxonomy places the organism in Eukaryota, Fungi, Ascomycota, Dothideomycetes, Mycosphaerellales, Dissoconiaceae. The record is from RefSeq and is a predicted model, not a curated record.